UAUUGUCUUAAAAUUAUGAUACGUAUAAAAAGGAGCAUUUAAAGUAUUACUGCAAUAAUAAAAAGUAUUUCAGAAUGUUGAAACAAUUUGUAUGCACUCUUGUAAUCACUGUUGGUGUUGCCCAAUUUGGUGCAACAUAUGUUGCAAAUUCAGUCCAAAGUAACAUCGUUCCUUACACUCUUUACGAUCAAGCUUUACAAAAACUAGGAGAGUUGAGAAUAAUUGUCGACAGUGCUAUUGCAUCAGCCAAAACAAAUCUCAAUUCCGCCAGUACCGCUCAUCAUAAGUAUGCCGACGAAAGUUUAUCAGCUGCUGAAGUCAAACUCCAAGACGAAGCUGAUAAAAUAAAUGGAGCUAUAACAGACAUGCAAAAUAUGGCCAACAGUGCUGGUGUUAAUAUUCGCUCAUGCCUUCGACUUACUCAACCACAACUUGACCGAGCUUUACUAAAUUCACAACAUGGGUUGGCAACUUGUGUUUCCGAUGCGAAUAAAGAAGUUGAUACCAAUAUUGAUCAAGCCAAAAAGGAAGUUGGAGAUGCGACAAAUAAUGUUGAUGAACUUUUAAUACAAAUUAAAGCUUGCACUACUGGAAGUAUCUUGUGUUUGUCGCCGGUUAUAAGACAAAUUGAUGUCGAUAAGGUGGAGUUGCCGGAAGUGAUUGAAUCUGAAGUUCAUAAAGCUGUUGUUUUGGUGGACACACUUACUCCGAAAGUUGACCAUUGUUCUGAUAGUAAUGUCUCCACAUAUGUCACUGCGGCAACUAGCAUCCUUCAGACUAUUGAAGACUGUGUUAAUUCAAUUGUGUAAAUUUAAAAUUUGCCGAAGAUUUGUCUUAAAAUUAAAAUAAUUAGAAUUA
This is a messenger RNA of Tribolium madens (black flour beetle), 858 nucleotides long. RefSeq lists its product as uncharacterized. Lineage: Eukaryota; Metazoa; Arthropoda; Insecta; Coleoptera; Tenebrionidae. The coding region runs from base 75 to 809 and encodes 244 amino acids. The transcript has 2 exons. The record is from RefSeq and is a predicted model, not a curated record.